AUGAGACUGUCAGAUAUAUUAGCAAAGAAAAUCGUGAAUGAUGUGGUGGAGAACAUUUCCGCUCCUUCUGAUAGCAAUGAAUUAGAAGGUCAACCCGACGAUUCUUCAUCUCAUUCAGCAACGGAUCGUGGUGAAAAGAGAAGUGCGGAUCAUGCACUGCGGCUGCCAGCUCAAUCAAAGAAGAGAAGGCGCUUUGAAAAAAACCGAGUUGUUGUGGUCUACAAUAUCAAGGCUAGUGUGAAUCUGCAAACGUUUUCAGCCUUUGUAGAAAGGACUUUGGAGGAAGUGAGUGGCGAACCAGUUGAAGUUGUGAAUUGCAAAUGUAUGCAGCUCUGCGACAGAAGACAGACUGCCAUGGUUACUUUCAAGACUUCAGAGCACGGCGAUUUGGCAAUCAGUCUGAACGGCGUUAAAUUUAUGAACCAAACUCUGUAUGCGAAAGCCUUCGAACCAAAAUGGAAGGAACUUGCAAAAACAAACCAACACCUUUGCACCGCCCAUUUGUUCAAAGCAUGUAGACACAAAACGAAUUGUUGCCAUGCACACAACCUCGGACAAAUGAAGUUGUACCCGGAUACGGUCCUCCAUGAGAACCGCACACGCUAUAUCAAGCUUCGUGAAGGCCUAAACGCCACCAAAGUUGCCAAAAAAGGUCAUUUUUUUCGAAACAUUCGACAGAUUCUAAGACAAGAGGGUCUCAACGAUGUUCUCACUGCCGGCUAUUAUCGAGACGGCAAGUAUGAUGCAAUAAUCGAAUUUGCAAGCACCAAUAGUGCGACAAAAGUAAACGAGGCAUUACAAUUCGCCGAUGUGUACCCGUGGAAACCCGAAUAUCAAUCCAUUUUUCUCGAUUACUUCGACAAUGGAAUUGAUACCGAUAUCGAAGUCGAAGGGAGGGAGAAGCAUUCUUCCAGUAAUCUGUUACCAGUCCAUGGGGACCAAUCUUUGAACGAUGACGCAGUUGAUACCACGGUCGAAGAUGUGGAUCGAAAUGGAAAGAGAAUUCGUCAUUCUGUACUGGUAUAUAACCUUCCGACCACAAUUGAAGUUGAUAAGGUUCCUGGUUUUGUGCGUUCAAAACUGCAAGAAAUACAUGGCAAGGAAGUCGAGAUUAUAGAUUGGAGCAUCUGGCCUAAUAUGGAGAAUAGCUCUCUUCCCUCUAAUUCCAUGGAGCUUGUGUUUCAAAAUCGUGAGCACUGCAACUUGGCGAUGAGCCUCAACAGGCUCAAAAUUAUGGGUCAAGCAAUCUAUGCUCGGCCAGACAAGGAAUGGAAGUAUAAAGAACAACUCUGCAUAGACUCACAGUGCGGAGUUUGCGGUCAUGGGUUUGCUUGUCAUUAUGCUCACAAUUUCGAAGAGAUGAGACUCUACCAUGAAACCGCAAUAUGCGAGAGCCGUGCUGUUUACAUCAGCGGAGUCAUAAGGAAAGAUUUUGACACAAGGCAAGUGUUUUUUCGGAUCAUGUCAGCUCUGCGCCAGCAAUUCAAGGGGAUUAUCUACGUUACAAGAUUGCACUAUCGAAAGGAUAUGGGAGAUGCCUUGGUCGAGUUUUCCAACUCCAAGGUUGCCGCCAGAGCAUUGUCGGUACUGAACGGUAUCGUCAAACAGCAAAUGAGAUGGUCUGCCUGGCCAUGGCAGCCAGAAUACCAGAGUAUGUUCGUCGAGUACUUCAAGAACCAAAAACAGGUUGGAACCGAAGCAGGAAAAGAGCUAGAACACCCUUCCAACGGCCCAACUGUAGACAGUGGAAACGAGGACCGAGAUAACACGCAAAUGGAACAAGUGCAAAAGCAUGGUGACAGGACCGUCGAAGAGAUCAAUCAGAGCAGCGCCAUACAAGCCAAAACUGAAGAAGGAGAUUGUCGAUCCAGCGAAAUUAACCAGCCGAGCAGUUCAGGCAAAACAGUGGAUGGGGGUCUUCCAGACAUAAGGACUGUAUCUCCGGGAGACAGUGAGCCCACCAUGGCAUCAACAGAGAUACCAGAUCAUGAAUUCAAAACUGGACUCGCCGAAGCCAAUUCGCAGAUCGAGCUCUUGGCCAGCUUGUUGGAAAGAACCAAAAACAAGCUUAGUGUUGUAGAAACAGAGAAAGAUACUCUGAAAAAACAGGUAUCCGAUUUGCAAAUGGAAAACGAAUCAUUGCAAGAGGAAAUGGAAAAGAUGAAAAUGAACCAUGCAAUGGAGCUGGGUCUUGCCAUGAGAGAAGAAAGUGACGAUGGCGAAGGAUGA
Cylindrotheca closterium is the source of this 2229-nucleotide messenger RNA. NCBI's taxonomy places the organism in Eukaryota, Bacillariophyta, Bacillariophyceae, Bacillariales, Bacillariaceae. The record is from the annotation of a GenBank genome assembly.